ACUCGGCGAAAUCGGUAGAGGGAAGAGACGAAGAGAGAUGGGGGACGGUGAAUUGGGCUCUGCCGGUCACACAGCCAUCGAUUCCUCGAACGUCGGGUUCAAGUUGCUGAAGAAGUGCGGAUGGAAGGAGGGCACCGGCCUCGGCGCCUCCGAGCAGGGCAUGUUGGAGCCUAUCCCGACAUUUGUUAAGAAGAACAAGCGUGGUAUAGGUGCUGAUAAAACCAAGAAAAAGGUUGAAGUCCUGAAAGAUCUUGAUGCCAAGAUGCAAAAUAAUCAUGACAUGCAAUCUAAGAAAAAGAACAAACAAGUCUCUAAAAGAAUAAGGAAGAUGCAGGAAGAAGAGGAGAGGAUGAAAGAGAAGGAAUUUGAACGAGCCUUCUUCAGGGAGUUCUGGCCGGACAAUGUAUAGAUGCAAUUGGUCAGAUGAUGUGAUGCUCCUCUAUAUAUAAAAAAAAAAGUUCAGGAAAUGGCUCCGCACAGAAUGGAAAGGACCUUUGACUGACUCGGAGAGAUUCCAAGUCUGACGUGGUAACCGGAAAAGGUGGUUAGACCAUGCAUGAUACAAGUUGCCAAAAUAACAAGGAUGCUUGGUGGAGCUUUUGCUACUACGUCUGCCAGCCAAGGUUUCGUCUUGUGCUUCUUACAUUUCGGAUGUUUCCUCCAUAUAAUUACUUUUGAUGUUCACAUUUACAUUUUGGUCAAACGCAUAUUUGAACUUUUCGAGUCCUCCAUA
Molecule: messenger RNA, 733 nt
Organism: Musa acuminata subsp. malaccensis (wild Malaysian banana)
Lineage: Eukaryota; Viridiplantae; Streptophyta; Magnoliopsida; Zingiberales; Musaceae
Molecular function (GO): nucleic acid binding
Source: RefSeq, a predicted model, not a curated record